Messenger RNA from Fopius arisanus, 692 nucleotides. It is a transcript of the gene GatC, whose product is annotated as glutamyl-tRNA(Gln) amidotransferase subunit C, mitochondrial. Gene Ontology annotation, molecular function: glutaminyl-tRNA synthase (glutamine-hydrolyzing) activity. Gene Ontology annotation, biological process: glutaminyl-tRNAGln biosynthesis via transamidation; regulation of translational fidelity; mitochondrial translation. Bases 258 to 680 code for a protein of 140 amino acids. Gene Ontology annotation, cellular component: mitochondrion; glutamyl-tRNA(Gln) amidotransferase complex. The record is from RefSeq and is a predicted model, not a curated record. NCBI's taxonomy places the organism in Eukaryota, Metazoa, Arthropoda, Insecta, Hymenoptera, Braconidae. The transcript has 2 exons.
GCAUAAAACUUUUGUAAUAAUCGUUUUGAAUAGAAAUAAUAAAAUCCCAUUCGAAUGACAGUUUUAAUUCGCGAAUGCAAAUCACCGAAGAAGAAUAAUUAAUCGUUAACCCAUCAAUAAUCUGGGAUUUCUGUGGAAUACUUCUGCAAAGCUUGAACUCCAAUCCACAAAUAAAAGACGCGGACUAUUUACAUACACUUGUAGAGGAUGACGAUGCUCCAAGAUAAUUAACCACCCCUAAACCACGGAAUUCCUCAAUGGAGCUUUGCAAAACCUCUCUGGGAUGCUUAACCCGGUUACGAAGACUCCAAAACCCAUUAUUCUCCCAAACCCGUGACCAGCGAACUCAAGUGAACGAGCACCACCCUGACCUUGAGAAUCACCCAAGAAUCGACACCAAGACGAUAAAAAAAUUAGAGAGGCUGUCCCUAGUGGAUUUCGGUAAUGAAGCAGGAAUAAAACGCCUGGAGGCCGCAAUAAAAUUCGCGGAAAAGCUGAAGAACUUUCCAAUAGACGACUCCGUCGAGCCACUGUACUGCAUCCUAGAAAAGGAGAGUCUUCGACUACGAGAGGAUAAAGUGACCGAAGGCAACUGCAGGGAGAAAGUCCUUAAGAACGCGAUAGUAACUGAGGACGAGUACUUCGUGGCACCUCCGGGGAAUAUCCCCCUCGAGCAAUGACCUUAGAGAAAA